Molecule: messenger RNA, 3136 nt
Organism: Alosa sapidissima (American shad)
Lineage: Eukaryota; Metazoa; Chordata; Actinopteri; Clupeiformes; Clupeidae
Product: zinc-binding protein A33
Exons: 6
Coding region: 1181-2188 (335 amino acids)
Molecular function (GO): protein binding
Source: RefSeq, a predicted model, not a curated record
AAAACCCUGCAGUGUGGUUUGUGGUGUAGUAAUAGUGUUUUAGGUUUACAUAAUUGUCAUAGAUAGAUAGAUAGAUAGAUAGAUAGAUACUUUAUUGAUCCCCAAGGAGAAAUUCAAGAUCCUAUGCUUACAUAAGCAGGCAAAAAGAAUGUGCAGCUCUGAUGUGCAAAAGAAGGAAGAAAACAAGACAUGUGUGCGUUUCUGUUCCUACAUUUGUGUAUAGUCUUAGCAUUGCUGUAACUGGCUAUAUACAGCAGCACAUGCCUAAAUAUAUAAUAGCCACGUUUCACUCACAACAUCCGUCACUGACCCAUCUUUUUUUUUAGCUUUGUCACAUCACCAUAUGUGUGAGUAGGUAUGCAUUUUCACAGCUUUGGAGUAAAUAAACACAAAGGGCCGUCGCAUUUACGUGACAAAGUGAUUUGUCAUGUGUGUACACCGCCUGCCUUACACACACACUCACACAGGCAAGCAUGUUAAACCCAUAAACUCAUUUUUAGACCACUUGUUCACUGACAUAGCAAUGCAGCCACCUGUGCCACCCUGGCACCCUCGCUGUGCCCCCCAUUGUCCAUAGGUUGAUAUAAAUAGGGAUAGUCCUGGCUGCAGCUCCUGUACAGAGUCUCUGAGCCUCUGGGCGACUGUAGCUUUCGCUGCGCUAGUCACGCUCCUUCUUCAUCCCGAAGGAGUUGCGCUUGUGGUUGACAUCCUACCGACGACGCCAACGAUCCCUUUGCCCCCUGCCACCCAGAUUUACAGACCUUCAUGGAGGUAUGGACGUGCCUUCCAGGGCAAUGUGGGGGAAAGAAUGGCUGUGUGACUACCAAUCACUCACCCACCACCAACACCCUCCCCUGCCGUGUGGCCUUGGCAUUGGAGUAUAAAUUCAGAAGGCUGGGUGGUUGUGUCUGAGAGACUGUGGCCUUCUCUGACACAAAGUGAGACGACAGGGAGUGAUCCUGACACAAAGUGAGACGACAGGGAGUGAUCUGACACAAAGUGAGACGACAGGGAGUGAUCCUGACACAAAGUGAGACGACAGGGAGUGAUCCUGACGAACUAAGACGGGAAAUCUUACAAGCACAGUAGGAGUGGAGGAGUCCAGAAUGAAGACGCAAACUCAACACUCGCAAAGCAGCAGGAGUACCUGAAACGGCAGAGAGAUGCUAUCGCAUACAGAAUGAAAAAAUUGUCAGCCAAACAGACAGAUAUAAAUAAAAAGACAGACAAACUGAAGGAGAAGAUCAAGAAGAAAUAUGAGGACAUGAAGCGUGUGUUAGACGAGGACCUGCGCAUUACGCUGACUCAGUUGGAGAUGGAGGCCGAGGCCACAGAGAGGGUGAUCGAGGACCACAUGGAGCAUUGCUACGCACUGACACAGGACAUUGACCGCGAACUGUCAGAACUUAGUGUCCGGCUGGAGAAGCAGCUAAGCUACGACAAGGACACGGGGGAGACAGAGGGAAGGAUUGCGGCCAUGCUAAAGCAGACGGACCCCGAGCUUAUUCAGAUGGACGAGUUCAAGAAUGAGCAGCUCAUCAGCCUGACCAUCAACCUGCUGUUAUUCAUUCGCUCACAAGUGCCUGUCACAAAGAAACUCUUCCAAAGUUAUGCCUCAGAGGUUGUCCUUGACCCAAACUCAGCCCAUCCCAAACUGAUCAUCUCCCCUGAGGGCAACUCGGUCACCUACACCGACACCUGGCAGGAGGUCCCGGAGAACAAUUCCCGCUUCGACACCACCCUCAAUGCCUUGAGCCGGCAUGGCUUCCAUGAGGGCCGCAACUACUGGGAGGUGCAGGUGGUUGGCAAGACCUACUGGGAGCUGGGCAUCACCUACCCGAACAUCCCCAGGAAGGGCAAGGAGGAGCACUGCUGGCUGGGCCGGGGCUCCGACUCCUGGUGCGUGGAGUUCUUCAACGGCAGCUACAACGCAUGGCACCGGGGCGUGGCACACACGCUGACCCACGUGGAAGGUCGGAGCUUCACGCGUAUCGGGGUGUUCUCCAGCUUUCCGGGGGGGCUGGUGUGUUUCCUCGGCGCGGACACCAUGACGCCGCUGUACUGCUUCUGUGCGGGGACGUUCACCGACAAAUUGUUCCAGGCUGUCUGCCCCGGAGACGACAACCAGGGGACCAAUUGGAAGCCUUUGCAAAUAUGCGACGCUUCUAGGUCUGGUCCCACUCUGUGAUGGACAGUCUGGCCACCGAACCACAGAGUUUCUGGCAUCGAGUGAUUUGAGUGAGUGAGUGAUCUGUGACCAGUUAACAAGGUGAUACUGCCCACCAUGACAGAGAGACUUAGGGGGUAUACUGUACAUUGGUAUGAAUGUUUCUACCCAUGUUCUAAUGACCAGUAUUAAAGGAGUCUCUAUGUCAGUAAUGUUGAAGGAGAUCUGAUGGAUUUAAAAUGUGUUGGGUCUACAAUGGAAAAGGCUGUCAUAUUACACCAUAUACAGCAAUUAAGUGCAAAAUGAUGUAUUAGUUAAGGUAACUUAAUGCAAGGUAUGUGUUGAGUAUCACAGAGAGUAGUAAUUUCUAUGGGUUAUGGAAUCAGUGUAGUCACUUAACAAACAGGUAUUGCACUGAAAAGGAGCAUCUCCUGCCAAUGUCACAUAAAGCCCCUUACAAAUGAAGCAUGUCACCAUAAGUAAUAGAUUAAAUCUGUAGGCUUCAAGUGUUCAUCAUCUAACAUACAGACAGUUGAGUAAUAGUCCACAUAUAGGGCCCUAAUUUACAUGAAGUAUAAAGUCCGUCAACAAGCUACAAGUGUCUAUAUGCAUGAACUAUAGCUAUUGUAUGGCAUGUGGGAGCACUGAACUGGCUCACCAAUGUUUGCAUUUAAGGGAAAUUGAUUUUGCCUUGCUAAUAAAUAAGCUUCGGUUAGACAUAAGACUUUGGUUGUCAUUCAAAUUAGGGUCCAUAGACAUUAACGGAAUAAUAUUGAACAAAAGGGAAACGGAUUGCAUGGUUGAUUCAUUUUGAUUUAAUACAAUAAAAUAGGGUUUUACACAGGCAUUCAUUCGAUGUCUUUUUAACAAAUGUACUACCCCAGAUUCAAAAAGAGGCAUUAAGGUUAUGGCAAUAUUCAGUAUAUAUUCACAAAAUUUCUUUCUUUUUUAAAGGGGAUUUCAUACCCC